AUGACGCCGCUCCCAUCAGACACGGUGCCGCAAAUUCGGCAUCGCGACGCAAACACCAGCAAGAUGAAGGCCCAGAUCUUUCUCUGUGCCACCCUGGUCUGUUUAGGCCUGGCCUAUCCAUUAGCAAACACCCUGGGUUCGAACGACGGCCAAAGCACCCUUUUGCCAGACAACGAACCAGCCCCAUCUCGGCAACGACGAGGAAUCCCGAUUUUGUCUGCAAUAAUAGCCGGCUCCAGGUUUUUCUCCAUCCUUUUUCGGAUCAUUUCCGGCUCUAAGACUAUCGGUCAUAUGGCUGGUGCCAUGUAUGGUGUCCAGGUUUCCCAUAUUAUCGCCAUGCAGGCACUCAAGGCUGUUGGCACCAAGACUCUCGGGGCUCUUUCUGCUGCCAUGAGGUCUAGCGCCUUCGCCAAGGUUGGCGCUGCUCUCACUGAGGGCGCUGUUGUCGCUGGUGUCACUGGUAUCGCUGGUGGCGCGGCUAAAGCACUCAUCACCGCUGGCUUCGACAACUGA
Hirsutella rhossiliensis is the source of this 513-nucleotide messenger RNA. RefSeq lists its product as uncharacterized. The coding region runs from base 1 to 513 and encodes 170 amino acids. The transcript has a single exon. The record is from RefSeq and is a predicted model, not a curated record. NCBI's taxonomy places the organism in Eukaryota, Fungi, Ascomycota, Sordariomycetes, Hypocreales, Ophiocordycipitaceae.